CAAAAUGCUUCCAAUGUGAGAAAGAGUUCUGAAUUAAAUUUGUCAUCUUUAUGCUUUCAUAUUGACAUGGCUAAAAACAACAACCAAGUCAUUAACCAAAAAGGUUUAGCCCGACAAUUCGCUUGUAACCAAUCCACCAUCUGCCAUUCUCUACAAAGAGUAAAGAUAACUUAUAAGGAAAUCACUCCCCAAGCCACCGAGCAAUUGCGGAAGAAGAAUAAAGCAAAGAUCGAAGAGUUUAUCAAUAUAACCCUCCCUUCUCUGCUCCAAUCCAAGGCUAACAUCUUCUUCCUGGAUGAAGGCAAACAUUAUACUCUUAUUUUCCUAAUUCAAAUUACCAAUGGGGAGAAAGUUAUCCAUAGCAAACUAAUUGAAGGAGGAAUGAAGUCCAAAGACCUCCAUGAGUUCCUUGCUGAUUUUAACCCUCCCAAUAACGGAAGAAAGAAUGUUCUGAUAAUGGACAAUUUAUCAGUUCAUAAAGCCACCAAAUCAUGUCAGAAACUAAAACUGACCACUAUUGAAGAGUUAUUAAGAAAUAAGAAUAUUGAGCCUAUUUUCUUACCACCCUAUACACCUGAACUUAACCCCGUUGAAAGAUGCUUCAACAUCAUUCGCCAAUAUGUGGAAAGUUGCCAAGCAAGGAACGAAGAGAAGUUAAAAUCGGCUAUUGAAGAAAAGAUAAAGUUUUUUCAAGGGGAGGAUAUGACUAAGUAUUUAGAAAGCAGUGUCAGGGAAUGUUUGAUGAAACUUGCUUCAUUCCCUCAAAUCGAGAGUGCUGAUUAUUCUUACCAACCAAAGGAAGUAUUGCAAUACCUCUUACUCUGGAUACAAUUUGGGUGCUACAAUCGCCCAUGA
Funneliformis geosporum is the source of this 855-nucleotide messenger RNA. Lineage: Eukaryota; Fungi; Glomeromycota; Glomeromycetes; Glomerales; Glomeraceae. The record is from the annotation of a GenBank genome assembly.